Pygoscelis adeliae (Adelie penguin) is the source of this 1284-nucleotide messenger RNA. Its product is annotated as probable beta-D-xylosidase 2. The record is from RefSeq and is a predicted model, not a curated record. The coding region runs from base 1 to 1161 and encodes 386 amino acids. Gene Ontology annotation, biological process: arabinan catabolic process; xylan catabolic process. Gene Ontology annotation, molecular function: alpha-L-arabinofuranosidase activity; xylan 1,4-beta-xylosidase activity. The transcript is spliced from 8 exons. NCBI's taxonomy places the organism in Eukaryota, Metazoa, Chordata, Aves, Sphenisciformes, Spheniscidae. Gene Ontology annotation, cellular component: plant-type cell wall.
AUGCAGAAGGUGCUGGAGCGGGACUGGCGCACCACCUUCCUGCCCCAGUUCCAGGCGUGCGUUCGCGCCGGCUCCUACAGCUUCAUGUGCAGCUACAACAGGAUCAACGGCGUUCCCGCCUGCGCCAACAAGAAGCUGCUGACAGAUAUCCUGCGUGGCGAGUGGGGGUUCGAGGGCUACGUGGUGAGUGACGAGGGGGCCCUGGAGCUCAUCAUGCUGGGGCACCACUACACACGCACCUUCCUGGAGACGGCAGUCGCCUCAAUGAACGCCGGCUGCAACCUGGAGCUCUCCUACGGCAUGAGGAACAAUGUCUUCAUGCACAUCCCCCAAGCUCUGGCCAUGGGCAACAUCACGCUGCAGAUGCUGCGUGACCGGGUCCGGCCCCUCUUCUACACGCGGAUGCGGCUGGGAGAGUUCGAUCCCCCGGCCAUGAACCCCUACAGCACCCUGGACCUGAGCGCCGUGCAGAGCCCCGAGCACCGCAACCUCUCGCUGGAAGCUGCUGUCAAGAGCUUCGUGCUGCUGAAGAACGUGCGGGGGACGCUGCCCCUCCGGGCCCGGGACCUGGCCGCCGGCCUCGCCAUCGCCAGGGUCCUGCUGGGCGAGGCAGGGGCCAACCCGGCAGGCAGGCUGCCAGCCACAUGGCCCGCGGGCAUGCACCAGGUGCCACCGAUGGAGAACUACACCAUGGAGGGGCGGACGUACCGGUACUACGGGCAGGAGGCCCCGCUCUAUCCCUUCGGGUACGGGUUAUCCUACACCACCUUCCAGUACCGGGACCUAGUGCUGAGCCCCCCAGCGCUGCCUGUCUGUGCCAACCUCUCUGUGUCCGUGGUGCUGGAGAACACAGGGCAGCGGGACGGCGAGGAGGUGGUGCAGCUGUACCUGCGGUGGGAGCAGUCGUCCGUGCCAGUGCCCCGCUGGCAGCUGGUGGCUUUCCGCCGCGUGGCCGUGCUGGCCGGCCGGGAGACCAAGCUGUCCUUCCAGGUGGUGGCCGAGCAGCGUGCCAUCUGGGCACAGGACUGGCACCUCGAGCCCGGCACCUUCACCCUCUUUGUUGGUGGGCAGCAACCGGGCCAGCAGAUGCGGGUGCCCUCGGAGGUGCUGAGUGCGCGGUUCACCGUCACCGGUGCAGCCCGGCCCCUGCGCGGGUGCUAGAGGUGGAGGCGGCCGCAGGGCCGGGCAGCCCAGGGUGCUGGUGGAGGGAAGGGGUGCGUGGCAUCCCGUGUGCCGCGGGGAGCGCGGUUGUUUGCCUUGCAAUAAAGUGCCGGGUGCUGCUCC